ACAAUAGUGCAGGAGCCCGAGCCGCGCGGAUCGGCGGCGGCGGCGGAGGCGCGCGGAGUUGGACGGGGCACUAUGAACGAGGAGGAGCAGUUUGUAAACAUUGAUUUGAACGAUGACAACAUCUGCAGUGUUUGCAAGCUGGGAACGGACAGAGAAACCCUCUCCUUCUGCCACGUGUGUUUUGAGCUGAAUAUUGAGGGAAUACCAAAAUCUAAUCUCUUGCACACCACAUCAUUAAGGGGCCAUAAAGACUGCUUUGAAAAAUACCAUUUGAUUGCAAACCAGGAUUGUCCUCGAUCUAAGCUUUCAAAAAAUACUUACUAUGAAGACGUUAAAGCCAUUUUGAGUAAGAAGAUAAACUGGAUUGUACAGUACGCACAAAAUAAGGAUGUGGAUUCGGAUUCGGAAUGUUCCAAACCUCCCCAGCAUCACUUGUUUAAUUUCAGGCAUAAGCCAGAUAAAAAGCUACUCCCACAGUUUGACUCCCAAGUACCAAAGUAUUCUGCAAAAUGGCUAGAUGGAAGUACGGGUGGCCUCUCGGACUGUACACAAAGAAUAUUGCAGCAGAGGGAAAACUCGGACUUCGGGCUUGCUAUGUUACAAGGGUCAGGUGCCACUUUGUGCCACAAUAGUGUAUUGUGGCCUCCUAGUCACAACCAGGCACAGAAGAAAGAAGAGACCAUCUCUAAUCCAGAAGCUAGUGUCCAGACCCAGCAUCCACAUUACAGCAGAGAGGAAUUGAAUUCGAUGACUUCUGGUGAAGUAAAGCAACUGAAUGCAAAGCUCCAACAGCGAAUACAGGAAGUUUUUGAAGAGUUAACACGCCAAGUGCAAGAAAAAGAUUCUCUGGCCUCAGAGCUCCAUGUCCGCCACGUCGCCAUCGAACAGCUUCUCAAGAACUAUUCCAAGUUACCAUGUCUGCAAGUGGGGCGAACAGGAAUCAAGUCCCACCUGACAUAAGCAACGGAACUAAACUUACACUCACUUCCUAUGCCCUACCACUUCCUGGUCUGGCAGGCUUGCAAUGUGGUCAUUAAGUUUGCAGAACUUAAAGGCAGUAUUGAAUAUCUUUGUUAGAUAAAGUGGAUCGUCACACUCUAGUCUUCUAGGGUUAAUCAUUUUGGUUUAUUUGGGGAAUUUUUUUCCCUAUAAUUACUAAGUGGCCCUCCCUAACUUUUACCACAUGUGACUAUUUAAAUAUACUGUUAUAGUGUGAUUUUAUGAAACAUAGUUUAAUGUAAUUCACCUCUCAAAACAAUAGAAGGUUAACAAACACCUUAGAUUAGUCUGAACUACUAAAGAUAAAAAUUUUAAGAGGGAAGUUAAAUUCAUAAUAUCACCUCUUAUUUAUUAUAAGCAAUAUUUUAAUAUGAAAAUUUUAUAUAUAAAAAUGCUAUUUUAGGUACCUUUCCAUUCUCUUUAUAAAUGUGUAUUUGAAUGGCUCUGUGUAUUAUAUUUACACUUUCAUGUGUGAAUAUCUUACCCAUGUUUCAGAUCUUACUGCAUUUUAUUCUCUUAAUACACUGCUUUUACAACUGUUACCUUGUUUUCCAAAGAUAAAUGUAUUUUGGAGUAGAAAUCUAGUUGAAUUGUUUGACUUCUAAUAACUCUUAUAAAGAGGAAUUACAACUUUUUAAAGCAAAUAUUCAAGAAAAUAUAAUUUUUUCUAACAAAAGCAGUUCUGAGUUUGUUCAGGAAGAAAAUGCUAAUCUAGCUUUUGUAUGUCAAUAAGUCUACAUAGAAGUUAGAGCCUCUUCUGUUUCAUUAUUAUUUUCAUUCUACUAAAUUUGAUGUAUUAGAAUUUGAACAGAGUAAGUCAAGCCUCACUUGUAAGUCAAAUAGAUUAUCUUAAUAUUGAAUGUACAGUUAAAUUAUUGCCCUAUCUUUGAAAAAAUUAAAAUUAUUUUGUGUGCCACUUGGGAUCAAAGUUCAAGAAUCCUUGAACUGUCCAAAUUCUGUAUCACUGAAAUUAGUGCCCAAAUAAAGCAUUCUAGGGUAUUUUUCUAAACUUUGGAAUCUAAAGGGAAAGAAGAUUGCUUGACCCAGAAAAACAAAACUCUAAUUCAAAAAAAAGAAGCCCAGUUUUUUGUGUUUUUUUUUUUUCAUUUCAGAGAAACAAACGUCAAUUUGUUUUUCCACUUAUUUAUGCAUUCAUUGGUUGAUUUUUGGGGAUCAAACCCACAACCUUGGCAUAUUGGGAUGAUGCUCUAACCAGCUGGGCUACCCGGCCAGGGCUAAGAAGUUCAUUUUUAAAAGGAUUUUAUAUGUUGCCUAUGUUUCCAAAGAGCUCUGAACUAAUGGCUUGUCUCAAACAGCUAGAUAAGUUUUUAAUUUAUUAUAGUAAAUGCCUCAGCCAAUGUAGAAUUAAAAUGGGCUCUAAGUUCGUUUUCAGCUGGUGUUUAGAAUGUGUUUAUAAGGUAAGAUCCUUUGCUUGAAAGAAUCUUCAGGAAAGCCCAUAAUUUGGUAGCGCCAUGCACACAAAGAUAUAAAUGACUUCUGCCUUAAAUUUGGCAGCCUGCCCUGACUUGGGUCAGAUUUUAGUCGAACAGAAACGAUAUUUGACUAAAGCAAAGGAACACCUCAAAGUAGUAGAAACAACUUUUUAUAAUGCUAGAAUGUGUUAAAUUUGCCCAAGAGUAUUGCUUGAUAAUCUCAUUCGUUUUUGGGGUUUUUUUCUUUGAAGUAUGACAUAACUGCUUUUUUGGAGGGAGCUUUUGAAAGAUGCUUUCAGUUUCUCUCAAUUGUUUGAGUUAUCCAAAAUGAAUUUAAAACCCAGGUGUGGGGACACGUUGCCUUAGAGUUUGAUAAGCUUUAAAUUGAAUAUGUGCAAUAUCAAAAUCCAUAAAUUUACAAAUUAAAACCUUUUCCGAAUGAUGCCAGUAGGUAUCUCAGUGCUUAGUUGUUUUGGUCACAUUUCCAAAUUUGACUUGACUCUCUUUUGGCAGAAUUCAUUAUGGUUGUUACCAGCCAGUGUGCUUGCACAUAUUUGUGUUUCUAUUUAGAUCACUUUGGGACAGCCAUGAAAGUCUGGGAUGUGUUGCAUUUGAUGGUAGUCGCAUAUUUCCGGAAUGGGAGCCAUAUGGUGCAGCCCUGAACACAACAGUGCUAGCCAAAGAAAGUAUGUGCUUGCUUCUUAAAGAAUUUCUGGCAAAUGUGCAGGUUUACUAAUGAGUUAGGACAAUUAGAUGGGAUUGUGCAUGUGCCAAGGUCUUAAUUAGGGACUCUGAUUUAGCCCACUUAGAUAUUUCUACUUAAGAUCUUCAAGGGAAAGGUGCUCUUUAAAAAUGUCUGUGGUGCUGGUACUCACACUAGUACUUUAUUUGGAUAAAAUAUUCUAGUAAAAAAAAAUUAUUUUGCACAGCAGUUUUUCCAAAUAUUUGAUAAACUUAUUUUAUAUUCUAAUGUUAGUUUUCUUGGUUGAAUAUGAAAUUCCUGUAUAUUUUAAAAUAAGGCUAAGGGAUACUAACCUUGAGAGGCUAUGAAAUACCACAAAUAUUGGUUACCAUACUUGGCUGUUCUUCUGUACAGCUGGUGGUACUUUCUGAGGAAGUUUAGGAGAAAAUCUUACCUAUACUUUCAGUUUCAAAAAUGGCAAAAGAGAGGCAAGUUAUCUGUUGUUAAUUUCAAAGCUCAUAUGGUUAAGGGGAAUGAAUUAAGACUGAUUUUUAUGUUAUCCUAUAUAAUAAAAGGCAAGUAUGCAAAUCGAGUGAACAGCGGAACAACUGGUCACUAUGACGCACACUGACCACCAGGGGGGCAGACGCUCAGUGUAGAAGCUGCCUCCUGGUGGUCAGUGCACUCCCACAGGGAGGGGGAGAGCCACUCAGCCAGAAGCCGGGGCUCACGGCUGGUGAGCAGCAGCGGUGGCGGGAGCCUCUCUCGCCUCCACGGCAGACCCUCGGGGGAUGUCUGACUGUGAGAGGGCACAGGCUGGGCUGAGGGACCUCCCCACCCCCAGUGCACGAAUGUUGUGCACCGGGCCUCUAGCAGUUAAUAAUUAGACAAGUUUAAUUGAGUUUUUAAAAAACCAGUCUGAAGUCAAAGUGAUUGUGACUAUCCAAGAUUGUUCUCUUGAUUAAAAUUUUCAAAUCUGUUCAGACUUUUGUCAUCCUUUGGUCUUAGUAUAUAUAAUAUCCCAAUUUGUCUUUUUUUUUUUUUUUUUUUUUUAAGUCACGUACUUAAGAUCCCAGUAAUAGAUGAUGAGUCAGCAGAAUAAUAUUUUUUAGUUUCUUAUGCAUAAUGUUGGAGCAAAGAAAUGCUCUUAUUUUUUCAAAUUAUAUGCUCAAUUCACCACAGAGUGCCCAUUUUUAUAUAUAUUUGAGGAUUAUUUUUAAAAUAAGUUCAUGUUGGAAAGUAGUUUCAGAGAUACAGUCAAUAUAUUCUAUUUUGUUGGCAUCUUGACAUUUCCUCGGGUUUUUCAUUUUACUAUAUUCCUUACCACUGAAGAUGGCUUAAAGUGCUUGCUUUCUUUGUUUAUGUAUCUUUUACUUUGGAGUUUACAUUUAAGUCUGUUUUUGGGUCUAUUUGUGUAUGUUUGCCAUUUUGGGUUUUAUUUUGAUUUUUUAAAAGAAAUUUUCUUGCAUUAUUGUAAAAUGAAAUACAAAAUGUAUGUGCUCUAAAGUUAAGUAGGAACUUUUAAAGGAUAAAUUAUUUGUGUAGCUUAAUAGGAGGUUCAGGUUAGUGACCAUAAAAUUAGGUUACAUGACAUGAAAACUUUUAAAGGGUAUAGUGUAAAGUUUUUGUAGUGUUAUUUUUCUGAUUUGUGCUGGUAAGUUUACUGACAGAUGUUAUGGAUUAUGCUAAGGUAAGAUAUUUGAGUAUUUUCAAGUACUUAAUAAGAAGUUUAGUACUCUUAAAAAUUUCCUUAAAUAUAUUCAAAUGUGGCUGUAAAACAAAGAUAAUUGAUUUCAUUUCAGUGUUUAAUUGCAUUUUUCACUUUAGGUUGGUGGAAAUAGUUAUUUGAGAAAAUUUGUGGCAAAAAGCAGUAAGAGACAGAACUCAACAGGUUAUUCUUGCCAAGUUAAGUCUUUUGGUGAUGGGAUGAGAGAGGUCUGACUUACCUGAAUACAGAGGUAAUCAGGCUCUGGCACAAGUACAGGUGUCUUGGAGGAGGGAUAUACUGUGUGUGGAAUAACAAGGUUUUGUCUUGCGUCUCAGUAUUUUCAUUCCCUUCGUCCUUUCCUAAUUGUCCUUGCUAUAAAGUGGUCCAGUGUAUUAAGCACUUUGGUCAUGUUGCUGAGAACCACAUCACAGCAAGUCUCUAGCAUUAAGAUUUCUUUUAGCAUCUAGUUUGUAACAUACUUUUUCUAUUCUUUUUCGUUUAUGAGAGUCCAGAUUAUGACUGCAGUUAGCCAUACUGGAGUGAAACAAAAUCAUGGAAAUGAGUAUUGUCCACCCUCUUACCCCCCAGAAAGUGUUAGUUGAACUUCCCUCGCCUACACACGAGGCAAAGGGAAUUUUAGUAAAUACGUGUUUCUUAUUUCUUCCAAACAUGUAGAAUGCUUAUUUCCAUUCGACUACCUUGAAAAGAGGCCCUUUAGGAAAUGUUCAGUAACAACUUCUGUUUUAAAGCCAUUCCUAUUUUGACAAUAUGUUGUGUGUGUUAACCUUGCUUUAAGUCUGAGUAGCUUACACUAUGGUCAUUGAACUUAAUCUCUGUGGUGUUAGACAUUUAUUUCACAAAAUUGUGCUAAGACAUUUGGAAAAAGAAAAUUCAUUUGCAAUGGUGAGAACCAACUUGGUUUCAAAAAAGUUUAGACAAUACUUGGCUGUUACACUUUUCUUUUAAAACCGCAAUAAUUUACAUUUUUGUAUUGCUCUACUUUGGAACUGUAACUACUUAUGCUUGUCUACCAUUUUUUAUUUUAUAACAAUAAAACAAAUAUUUUGUUAUCUG
Eptesicus fuscus (big brown bat) is the source of this 5896-nucleotide messenger RNA. RefSeq names its product chromosome 3 C21orf91 homolog (gene C3H21orf91). The record is from RefSeq and is a predicted model, not a curated record. NCBI's taxonomy places the organism in Eukaryota, Metazoa, Chordata, Mammalia, Chiroptera, Vespertilionidae. The transcript has 5 exons. Bases 73 to 960 code for a protein of 295 amino acids.